This is a messenger RNA of Gastrolobium bilobum, 684 nucleotides long. Its product is annotated as dihydrolipoyllysine-residue acetyltransferase component 5 of pyruvate dehydrogenase complex, chloroplastic-like. Bases 23 to 256 code for a protein of 77 amino acids. Gene Ontology annotation, cellular component: chloroplast envelope; pyruvate dehydrogenase complex; chloroplast thylakoid. The record is from RefSeq and is a predicted model, not a curated record. Gene Ontology annotation, molecular function: dihydrolipoyllysine-residue acetyltransferase activity. The transcript is spliced from 3 exons. Gene Ontology annotation, biological process: pyruvate decarboxylation to acetyl-CoA. NCBI's taxonomy places the organism in Eukaryota, Viridiplantae, Streptophyta, Magnoliopsida, Fabales, Fabaceae.
UUUCACUCUUUCCAACCUUGGAAUGUUUGGUGUUGAUCGCUUUGAUGCUAUUCUGCCACCUGGAACUGGAGCAAUAAUGGCUGUGGGAGCUUCAGAGCCUACCGUUGUGGCAACCAAGGAUGGUCGAAUUGGCAUCAAGAGCCAGAUGCAGGUCAAUGUUACGGCAGAUCAUCGAGUAAUCUAUGGUGCUGAUCUGUCUGAAUUCUUGCAAACUAUGUCAAAGAUUAUCGAGGACCCUAAAGAUCUUACUUUCUAGUCUCGCUUUCCUCUCUUCAAAUGGUACAUUUUUUUGGAGCCUGUGAAAAAUGUCAUCGUUUGUUCCUAGUAUUAGGUGUCUUUCUUCCAGUUAUAAUCCUGGUCAUGGGAUUUCUAAUUGCUGUCACUCAGAAUUCAGGAGCCAAUCACCAUGCAGGCAAGUUUUUACAAGGAACAGAAACAGAGAACAGGGCCAGAGUCUUGAAUAGGGAAGCUAUGUCUAGUUUUUUACUUAAAAUGAAAAUCAGUCUAAAUGCCCUUUUCCUUUUUCCUUUAAAUUCGUAAUUAUAAAAAUAAAAUAAAAAAUUUCUGUUGAUUAUUGUUCAACAACAAUGUCCGUUGUUUACGCAAGCAUGGAAGUUGGUUUGCAAUUUUAUGUCUCUAGAAUGUUGAACUGCAGAAGUUUGAAUUAUGUGGCAAUAUAAUUUA